Molecule: messenger RNA, 855 nt
Organism: Plasmodium knowlesi strain H
Lineage: Eukaryota; Apicomplexa; Aconoidasida; Haemosporida; Plasmodiidae
Product: glideosome associated protein with multiple membrane spans 3, putative
Exons: 3
Coding region: 1-855 (284 amino acids)
Source: RefSeq, a predicted model, not a curated record
AUGUGGUUCACGACCAGACAAGACGGUCUUGAUGACAACUGUCACACCAAUAGAGGACCAUGUUUCCAGAUAAGUGGGUUUUUCGGGACGACCCUUCGAAUCGGAUUUUUCUUGGAGUUCAUUGCCCUCACCUUUCUGUUUAUGGCGUAUUGGUCAAGUGGGGGAAAGGGACUAUUCAGUUAUGACUUAAAAAAUAUGAAGGAUGAAUAUCGUCUGGAUCAGGCAUUCAGAAACUCCAUAACGCUGUGGUCAGGGGUGUACUUGAUAGGGGCCAUAUUUAUCAUGUCCUUUCAGGUUCUUCUUGCGGAUGAUACUUGCUGGGCAAGAGGCUAUCGAGCCGGAUCGAAGAUUUUGCGAUUGGCCUCCUUUUUAGAUACCAUAAGUGCAACUCUGCAGUUCAUUUUUUAUUUGUAUAUUUCCAAAUUUUACACAAGGAAAUGGUAUGUGCAUUUCAAUGAGGGAGGAAGCGAAUGGGUCUUUUUUAUUUUUGUUAGGCUAGUCCAUGCCUUUUCUUGUUUGCUAUAUGGUCUCGCCGCAUACUUGUUGGAAGUAUACCACGAUGAGGGAGCCGGAGAUUUGCACGCGUACAUAAACGGUGUGAUGUUUGCCUUUGCUGGAUUGACAGAAAUCUUCGUAAUAUUUUGCAACUCGGGUUGCUACUCAAACUUCCUAUUGUGGUUGGCCCUGGGAGCUGUAUCUCUGUGGUCUUACUAUUUCGAACCGGAGGUGAACCACGUGUCCCCCGCCCUACACGAAACGGAGUUAACGAAUGAUGUGGAACAACAAGUCGAGAAGUUUUCUCGAUACACCCCCUAUCCCCAGGAGCAGAAUCAAAAUGCCUACUACCCUGCGUAA